This is a messenger RNA of Thecamonas trahens ATCC 50062, 826 nucleotides long. RefSeq lists its product as uncharacterized. The record is from RefSeq and is a predicted model, not a curated record. Bases 68 to 802 code for a protein of 244 amino acids. The transcript has a single exon. Lineage: Eukaryota; Apusomonadida; Apusomonadidae.
GAGAAAGAGAGAGAGAGAGAGAGCAAGAGACCGAGGGGAGAUAGAGAGCGCGAGUGAGAGAUUGAUCAUGAGCAUGAUGCGGCGGCUGAGCGGACUCGAGUCGUCGACAAAGGGGCCGAGGAUGUCGCUCUCAGUGUCUGGCUGGCGACAGGGCGAUGUGGAGGAUUGGAACGUGGAAGAUGUGAAGGAUGCGUUGGAAGGGCUGCAGGUUCGUGUGGAGGCCAAGGAGGCCGCGCUGCGGACGGCGGAGAUUGUGCUGCGGGCGACCAAGAAGGAGGUCGAGGCUGUUGACGCCCAGGCUGUGGUGGAGGCGCGCAAGGCGGCGGCAGUUGAUGCAGCCGAGCUUCGGGCAUGUGGCGAGCUGCUCGAGUCGAUCAAGGCGGACCAGGCACGCCUGGAUACAGCGCGCGAGGUGGCGGCGCAGGAUGCAGCGGCGCAGGCCGAGGCCGACGCGACGAUGGCGCAGAUGUCGGCACAGCGCGAUCGUCUGCGGGCGCGGGUGGCCGAGCUCGAGCUCAAGGCGCGGAUUGCCGAGGAGCAAGCAGCACAGCUUGCGGCGUCGAUCGAGGCCGAGUACGCCGAGCAGGUCAAGGCGCGCGAGCUCGACGGGCCGGCGGCGUCGUGUGUGGCGCUUGAGAGCGAGGCCACCACGCUCUGCUCGGAGAUCGAGGCUGUGCGGCGGCACGUAGGGACGCUCAUUGAUCGCAACGGCGGGACGGACGAGAUGUACCCGAUUCCGCUUCCUGCACCGUCGCAGUAUGACGCCGACAUGCGCGCACUUGGCGAUGCGCUUUGGGGAUGAGUAAUUGAAAAUGUAACAUAGCUG